CGUGUUCUCGCACGAUCGGAGACAAACAAGAGGUUGACCGGUUAUGAGAGAGAAGUUAUCCUUUGCGUUUCGAUAACCGUUUAUGUCGUUUUAACUUCCUUAUUCUAUUUUUGUAACUAGCUUAUACAGCCCAAAAUGACAGAUUAUAUACGUGGUAAGAAAGCUUAUACUAAAUGGGAUGUAGAAACAGAAAAUGUGGACAUGGAUAUUCCACCUGAUGCUCAACAACCACAUGUGCAAAUUGCAUCUGAAGGAUGGUUUUCGGGAAGAAAAGGAAAAGUUUUGAAGGUGUUGUUCCUUGUUUCUUUAUUUUUUAUUGGCCUCAUAUUUGGCUAUUUCAUUCGUCGUGGUGUUCAUGAAGUUAUAUUAAAGAAAGAGAACACUUGUCCUCAGUCAUCAGCUUUAUACAGUUAUCAAAAACAAUAUGUAAAUUUAUUUCAAGAUAAUGUUGAUCCUGUUAAAAUUGGAAAUAAUUUAAGAUACUUUACUCAAGAAGUUCAUAGGGCAGGAAGUGAUGAAAGCCUUCGGAUUGCUGAAUUUAUAAGAGAUAAAUGGAAGGAAUUUGGUCUGAAUUCUGUACGCAUAGAAAAAUAUAAUGUACUUCUUUCUGUACCGUCUAUGGAAGUUCCAAAUAAAGUAUACUUAAUAGACAAAAAUGGAAAGCUAGUUUUUUCCGCUUCAGAAUCUGGUGAUGGAGCUAUGUUUCCAGAAAUGAGACCUUAUUAUGCUUAUUCUCCAAAGACAGAAGCACAGGGAAAAUUAGUUUAUGCACAUUAUGGGAGAUUAGAAGAUUUUGAAUAUUUAAAGAAAGUAAAUGUUUCAGUAGAAAAUGCUGUAGUAAUCAUGAGAAAUGGUAAAACUCAUAGAGGUUCAAAGAUAAAACUUGCUGAAAAGUUUGGAGCUGUAGCUGCAUUAUUAUAUCCUGAUCCAAUAGAUCAUGGAGGAGGAAGUUUGAAAACUUAUCCAGAAAACAUAGGGCUUCCUGGAGAUGGUGUUGUCAGGGGUAAUCUGAAAACUUAUCCAGGAGAUCCAAAUACUCCAUUUUUACCAUCUGUUGAUGGAGUUUAUAGAAUACCAUUGAAUGAAAUUGACUUACCAAGAAUACCUUCUCAGCCAAUUAGUUAUAAUGAUGCUCAGGUUCUUAUGAAAAAUUUAGGAGGACCAGAGGCACCUUCAGAUUGGAAAGGAAUGCUUAACAUAAGCUAUAAUCUAGGUUCUGAAUUUCUUUCAAAUAAAACUAAUGCAAGUUUUAUAAAAGUGGAAGUGUUUAAUGAACUUCAACAAAAAGAAGUGUAUAAUGUGAUAGCUACCAUACCAGGACAAUUUGAACCAGGUAGAUAUGUAAUUAUUGGUGGUCAUCAUGAUUCUUGGACCAAUGGAUCUGCAGAUCCUGGUACUGGUGUAGCUGUUUUAUUAGAAUUAUCAAGAGUUUUUGGAAUUUUGAUGAAAGAAGGCUGGAAACCAGGUCGCUCAUUAAUUCUUGCCAGUUGGGAUGCUGAAGAAUUUGGCAUUACAGGAUCUAUGGAAUGGAUUCAGGAUCAUGCUAAGGAACUGUUUCAAAGAACCAUAGCAUAUAUAAAUGUUGAUAUUGUGGUUACAGGUAAUUAUUCAUUACAAGUGUUAGCUAGCCCAUUGUUACGACAAGCUCUUAAGGAAGCAUCUACAGAUGUAUCUUGCCAUGAUCCAAAUCAUCCUGGUAUGUCAUUAUAUGAUAUGUGGAAGCUAAGACGACCACAGGACAAAAAUAGUGCUAACAGUAUACCAUUAAUUGAUAUUCCUGGAUCAGGAAGUGAUUUUGUUGGAUUCAUAUCAGGAUUAGGAAUUCCUUCUGCCCAUUUGCAGUUUGUUGGAAAAGAUAUGAUAUCUGAUUAUCCUCUUUAUCAUACGUCUUAUGAUACUUUUGAUGCAGUUGCAAAUUAUACCGAUGUCAACUUCAAGAUGAUGACCACGAUGACUCACAUGUUAGGUGCAUUUUUAAUGAAAUUAACAGAUUCUCUACAUCUUCCAAUGGUAGUUAGUCAUUACAGUGAUCAGUUGAAGCGAGAUUUUGCUGAGUUCUCCAAAAAUCAUGAAAAGCUCUUACAAGAUCAUGGUAUAAGUUUAGACAAUGUCACAUUAGUCUUAAAGUCUUUUGAAGAAGCUUGCAAAGAAUUCCAUAAUAAUUUUAAAACAAUUGGAGACAGAGAUUUAUAUUUAGAAGCACAUGAGUAUAAUGAUCGCCUUAUAGCAAUUGAACAUUCAUUUCUGUUACCAGAUGGAGUUUCCUCAUCUUCAUAUCUGCGCCAUGUAAUCUAUGGACCAGAUUUCAAAAACAAUUAUAAUGGUAUAAUAUUUCCAUUUUUAUCAAAAGCUAUGUUUGAUGCUCAAGAAAAUAAUACAUCUGAAAAUUGGAAUUUAGUCAACCUGCAGUUAUCUUAUGUAAAUUAUGCACUACGGUCAGCAAUUGGAGUUUUAGAAAGUCAUGUUUUGAUGGGUAAUAGUAAGCUGUAAUACAGCUAAACUCUCUUUUCAAAUAUAUUUAAAAUUAUUUUCUCAUUGUAACCUUUUAGAUAAUGGAUUGUGUCUGAAAUUCAAAUCCAAAAAGUUUUGGAUAAAAAAAAUAGAGUAUACUAAUUUUAGGUUGUGAAAUAUGUGUACAUAUGUAUUUUAUUUUACUGUAACUUCUUUAUUUAAAUUUUAUUUAUAAAGACCAAUCCAUGUAAAAUG
Molecule: messenger RNA, 2706 nt
Organism: Centruroides sculpturatus (bark scorpion)
Lineage: Eukaryota; Metazoa; Arthropoda; Arachnida; Scorpiones; Buthidae
Product: N-acetylated-alpha-linked acidic dipeptidase 2-like
Exons: 19
Coding region: 136-2490 (784 amino acids)
Molecular function (GO): carboxypeptidase activity
Source: RefSeq, a predicted model, not a curated record